UGCCCGCUCAGUGCUUUAUAGACAGUGAGCUCUCCACACGGGACACUGGGAAACGUCUUUGCCUGACACCUGCAGCUGGUGGACACUGAAAGAGAAGAUUUCUCCCCACUAGAAUUGCACACAUUCCUCAUGAACCCUCUGGGAAGGAGGCCCUGAGUCCCAGCCAAGAGCCCAGGCCUGGGAGACCAGCCUGCCGCAAUAGCGCCAUAGGACCACUGACAGCCUGCCUCAGUGAGGGCCACUCCUCUACCUCAGAACUGCUUUGCCCGGCUCUGCAGGGCACCCUUUGCCAUGGUUGUUCAGGGUGGCAUGGACGCCAGGGACGCCGCAGUGGCGGCCGUGGAACUGGAGCCCUUCCUGCACCAGGUCGGGGGGCACCUGAGUGUGCUGAAGUACGAUGAGCAUACCAUCUGCAAGCCCCUCAUCUCCCAAGAGCAGAAGUUCUACGAGUCCCUGCCACUGGCCAUGAAGCAGUUCACCCCCCAGUACAAAGGCACCAUCACCGUGCACCUCCGGAAAGACAGCUUCGGCCACAUCAGCCUGGUUGCCAACCCACUAACGAAGAGCCAGGGGCCCUUCCAGGUCUCCAGAGAGUCCACAGUGGCGAUAUGGCAGACACUCCAGCAGACCGCCAGUAACAGUGGCAGCACCAACCCCCUCGCCCAGUGGCAGCAUGCACAGCUGGCACACUCGCUCAAGGAGAGCCCGGCGAAGUCGCUCCUGAGGUCUGAGUUCUGCCUCAGCAGCCAAGUCUUAUCUCUGGUGGAAGAUGCUGAGAAGAACCAGGCCCAGGCAGAGAGCAGCAGCUUUAACCCCUGGGGCCUGCAUUGCCACCAGGCCCACCUAACCCGCCUGUGUGCUGAAUACCCCAAGAACAAGCUGCAUCGGUUCCUGUUGUUGGAAAACUUGGUGUCACAGUACAAGCGUCCCUGCAUCCUGGACCUCAAGAUGGGUACCCGUCAGCAUGGGGAUGACGCAUCCGAGGAGAAGAAGGCCCGGCACAUGAGGAAGUGUGCGCAGAGCACCUCGGCCUGCCUGGGUGUGCGCAUCUGCGGCAUGCAGGUUUAUCAAGUUGAUAAGAAGCACUUCCUCUGCAAAGACAAGUACUAUGGGAGAAAACUAUCAGUCGAAGGGUUCAGACAAGCCCUCUAUCAGUUUCUGCACAAUGGAACUCACCUCCGGACAGAGCUCCUAGGACCCAUCCAGCGCCAGCUCCAGGCCCUCCUCUCUGUCAUCAGGAGCCAGAGUUCCUACCGCUUCUACUCUAGUUCACUCCUCAUCGUCUAUGAUGGACAAGACCUUCCAGAAAGUACCUCAGGUGGUCCCCAUCAGGAUCUGCAGUCAGCCCGGGGCAGCUCUUCUGACAAUCUUGCUAAAGUUGACAUUAGGAUGAUUGACUUUGCUCACACAACAUACAAAGGCUCCUGGAAUGAGCACACCACCCAUGAUGGACCAGAUCCUGGCUUUAUUUUUGGCCUAGAAAACCUUAUCCAGAUCCUGCAGAAUAUCCAAUAGGGAGAAUGAGAGUUGUUAGACACAUAUGGACUUCCCAGAGGUAAUCUACAAAAAGACCUAUAGUAGUAGUUAGGAUACCUUUGAUGUCUUUGUAAAAAUCAUAUCUAUGUUCAAAAAACAUUUUUCUAAAUGGCAAGCUAUAUUCACAGCUGCUAAAGAAACCAGCUCUGGAGGUAAUUCCACAUACCCUGACAUCUUGAGCUAAUGCUGAUCAUUGUAGACUGAACUGUUACUAUAAAAUGGUACUUGGGAGUAUGCUUGGGGGGGGCAUGUAGCAUGAGUUAAUGACCAGCAUUACAGUCAGAGUCAGGGAUAUUUUCAUUAGAAAAAAAUUAAUGCUUUCUUGCUGCUGCAGUCCUCACAAGCUAUGAAGCAGAGAGAGAGAGAAAGAGAGAAAGAGAGAGAGAGAGAGAGGAAAAAGAAACAAUAAAAACAAACUAAAACCUUACUUGAAGAAGCCUAGAAGAGUGAGCUCAAGAGGCCAUGGUUUUUCAUUCAUGUGGGCUUCUCUCUCCAAGGGCAGGCAGAACUAGUAGAUGCUUCUUACUUUCCUAAAGAAGCAUUUCAGAUGGGACAAGAUAAAGCAGAACACUUCUGCCCACCUUGCCAGCUUUGUACUCAGGUUUUGAACAGACAACCAAAUCCCAAGUUCUUCAUUUUUUCCCAUGGAGAGAAGGGUCUCUACUGAUUUCCAAAUACCUACUGGAAGAAUUGACUCUGCCAGAUUCUGACCAAAUGGAUUUGACCAUGAAAUGGAGCUGCCGGUAGAGGUGAAAUGCACAUGAAGAGGAGUCACUGAUGUUGAACCUCCCUCUAGGCUUUCUAUUUUUUAUUUAUUUAUUGGGGGUGGGGUGGGGUGGGGUGGGGAGUCAGAAGAGGGGAACCUGGAGGACCCAAGAAGCCCAGUACAAUGUUUACAUGACUGGGGAUAAGUGUAAAUAUGGAACAAAGAGCAAACAGUCCUAAUUAAUUCUUCUGCAGUGUGGAAACCUAUUACAAUGCCCAUGAGUCAAGCACUGAGAUGCAUUACCCAAUUAGGGAAAUAAAUUUGUUAAUAAAAUUGCUGAGGUCACCAGUGAUUAUCUGGUGCACCUUAUUA
Erinaceus europaeus (western European hedgehog) is the source of this 2614-nucleotide messenger RNA. RefSeq names its product inositol hexakisphosphate kinase 3 (gene IP6K3). Gene Ontology annotation, molecular function: inositol hexakisphosphate kinase activity. NCBI's taxonomy places the organism in Eukaryota, Metazoa, Chordata, Mammalia, Eulipotyphla, Erinaceidae. Bases 292 to 1515 code for a protein of 407 amino acids. The transcript is spliced from 6 exons. Gene Ontology annotation, cellular component: cytoplasm; nucleus. The record is from RefSeq and is a predicted model, not a curated record. Gene Ontology annotation, biological process: phosphatidylinositol phosphate biosynthetic process; inositol phosphate biosynthetic process.